This is a messenger RNA of Gordionus sp. m RMFG-2023, 1300 nucleotides long. Its product is annotated as ras-related C3 botulinum toxin substrate 1-like. Lineage: Eukaryota; Metazoa; Nematomorpha; Gordioida; Chordodea; Parachordodidae. Gene Ontology annotation, biological process: small GTPase-mediated signal transduction. Gene Ontology annotation, molecular function: GTPase activity; GTP binding. The transcript is spliced from 6 exons. The coding region runs from base 103 to 777 and encodes 224 amino acids. The record is from RefSeq and is a predicted model, not a curated record.
AGGUAAUUUAAGGUUUACCCAAAAAAUAUGAUAUCAUAUGACAAAUAAUCUAUCCAUGAUACUAUUUUUUACUUUUAAAAUCUUAUCUUAUAAAUCAAUGAGAUGAAUAAUAAAAAUGGUUCCUUACAAAAAGAUACUCAUUUUUUAAGGAAAGGUGACAAGCUAGACAAUAACAAAAUAACCGUCAUGCAUACUGGACGACCCAUCAAAUGCGUCGUGGUCGGGGACGGAACGGUCGGCAAAACAUGUAUGCUAAUAUCCUAUACCACCGAUAGUUUCCCGUUGGAAUACGUACCUACCGUAUUUGACAAUUAUACAGCCGCCAUGAUCGUCGGAGGCGUUCCGGUAAACUUAGGUUUAUGGGACACGGCCGGACAAGAAGAUUACGAUAGACUACGGCCUUUAUCAUAUCCCCAAACAGACGUAUUCAUAGUAUGCUUUAGCGUGGUGAGCCAUUCUUCCUACGAUAAUGUGCUUAACAAGUGGGUCCCAGAAGUACGCCAUCAUUGCCCCCACGUUCCAAUCAUCAUCGUAGGAACAAAAAUAGAUCUACGAGAGGAUAAAGAUAUGCUAAAUUUGCUCGCUUCUCAAUUGAAGGAACCCCUCAAGCGAGAAAACGGCAUCAAAUUGUUCCAAAGAUGUAAAGCUUUAUGUUAUCUUGAAUGCUCAGCCCUAACACAAAAAGGAUUGCCUCAAGUUUUUGAAGAGGCCAUUUUAUCUGUCAUCAAACCUAGACCAAUUAAAUACAAGGAACCUAACAAAUGUAUCAUCAUAUGAGAGAAAAAACUAAAUAAUUUUUUUAAAAAUGUAAAAUCUUAACUUUUAUAUUACUUAAAAUUCGUUAUACAAAAUUUUGCCGUAAACCUAAAAAAUUCAUCGCUCAAAAAUUUUCCCCUUUCCUUUUAUAGCGCCCUUGCAAGAUACAGUUAUUAUCUUCUUUCCUAGCAAUAAAUGAAAAUCGUGAUAUUCUUAAAAGUAGAAAAUUAUGUAAAUUGUUAGAAAUUAUUGACAAAAAUGCAUUUUAAAAAAAUCCUCUAUUUUCUUUAUUGAAAAAAAUUAUAUUGGCUUGUUUUUUUUUCCUUUUAAUUAGAAAUAUAAUGGUCUAAUUCUUUACUUGCAGAAUUUCUCUAAAACUUAUUAAACAUAAACAAAACAAAAUUUAUAUGAUCAUAAACUGUAAAUUUUAAGAUUUCUGAGACUCAAAAUAAAACGAGAAAAUGUUAUUGGCAUGAUAUGAUAUUAUAUCUUUUAACAAAAUCAAAAAACUACAUUUUUAUAAUAAAAAUUUUUUUUAUUAAAC